This is a messenger RNA of Arabis nemorensis, 981 nucleotides long. The record is from the annotation of a GenBank genome assembly. Lineage: Eukaryota; Viridiplantae; Streptophyta; Magnoliopsida; Brassicales; Brassicaceae.
AUGGCGCACGGCGGAUAUGCCAACCGGAGGGUUGCGGAGCGGAAGACGACGGCCGGAACUAGUCGGAGAUCGAAGAAAGGAUUGUGUGUGGAGAAGAAACCGAAGAAUUCCUCUCUCAAGAAUCAAAUUCGUUCCAUUAGCCGCAUGAUUCGUAAAGAUCUUCCUCCUGAAGCAAGAGAGGCUCUAGAAAUGAAGUUGGAUGAUCUGAAGAAGCAGCAAGACGUCCAUAUCCGUCUUGCUGUUGAACGUAAAAUCUUCCUAAGAAACAGAAAGAUCAGAUUCUUUGAGCGGAGGAAGAUUGAAAGGGGAAUAAGACGUCUCGAGAAGCUACAGCGCAAUACAUCUGGUGGUCAUGUGCAAGAUGCUGAGAUAGGUGGGCAACUCAUUCAGCUCAAAGAAGACCUUGAAUAUGUUAGGUUCUUCCCCAAAAAUGAGAAGUAUGUAUCACUAUUUUGUGGAGGUGAUGAUUUGGAAGUAGCUGAGCGCAGAAGUAAAUUGCGGAAGCAAAUCAAAGCCAAUAUAAUUGUUGCUGCUGCCAGUGGGAAAGAGUUGGAAGAGACAGGGAGUGAAGAUGAUGGGCUUUUAGACCUGAGUGAUGAUGACUUCUUUGUCAACGGAAGUUCGAGUGAGGAAGCAGAUGCGGAUGAUGAGUGGACUGAUAAAAGCACAAAGGAGCCGGUUUCUAGUGCUUCUGGCAGAGCAACAUCGGGCAUGUCCAGUGAUGAAAGAAAUCAGAGGCCAAACACUACCAGGGUUCUAAUGCCACCACCACUGUCAAGGUUUGCAUCAACAUCUCGGAAGUAUUCAUCUGUCAGGAGGAAUGAGAUACCUUCCACCAGCAACACUUCACAUAGAAGAAUUCAGUCUUCACAUGCUUCCACAAGCUUGCAUACCAGUCAGAGUAGCAACUUGAGUUCUAAUUCUGAUGCUCACAAACCCAAGAGGAAGAGAAGGCCUAAGAAGAAGAAGCAACAUGCGUGA